AUGCAUUCAGAUUUGUAUAGUUUCAAGGCUGCAACAAAUAAACUUGAUAGUAAAAUCUCAAUAGCUGGAUUUGAUAAAACUUACAUAUACAAAUCUCCAAAUACUAAAUAUCAGCAGUUUACUAAUGCAUUUGUAUACCAUUUUAUAGUAGAAAAUGAAAAUUUGAUCCCAAGUCGAUUAUAUAUAUGUGACACUGCUGCGAAGGAGUCUACUGUUUUAUCUCAAAAAACAAACAUUCCAAAAAUUACAAUCAGUAGUUCUCAUGCUGUGACAGCAAUUCUUACAGAAAAAGAAAUUUGGAAUAAUGCACUAGCACAAAAAUGGGCAGCUUGUUCUAUAGAGGCUGCUGAAACAAAAAUCAAAGAGCUAGAACAAUCCAAAUGUCAUUCUAAAAAAGUUAAAGCAUUAGAAAAACAACAAGAGGUAGUUUGGUAUAACAAAUAUGGUAGACCAUCAUAUUUACUUCAGAACUCAGACUUACUAGAACAUAUUCAUAAUUCAAUCGAAUAUGGAUCAGCAAAUACACAAAGAUGUAAAGAAGCAAUUAAAGUAGCUGUAGCUGAAGUUUCAUGUGAUGAAAUAAAGUACCAUUCUGAUGGCUACUAUUGUCUUGCUUCUGUAAAGAGUAUAAGACAAUUUGUACAAACCUUUGCUGAUCUUUCUGUAAUCAUCUCACAAGAUGAUAAGAUGAAAAUAGGUUUAGGAAUAGCUGCUGUUGGUAGAACGUUUCAUAUCUUACAAUCUUCCUCUCAACCAGUCCAAUUACCUGAUCAUGAUUUCGUACAUGAAAGUAGCCAAAAACUAAUUCCUUCAUUAAUCGGCACAUCAUCUAUUACCCAUAUGAAGGAUCUUUUUAGUCUUGUGUUGGAUAAUCAAUAUUCUGAAAUAUUAAAAAUAAACAGUGAAAUAAAACUGAUUUGGGUGUUAUUAGUUGAUAGGCAGUCAAAGUAUAAUUCAGUCAAAAGAGGAAUGGCUACACUUUCUG
Messenger RNA from Cetraspora pellucida, 985 nucleotides. The record is from the annotation of a GenBank genome assembly. NCBI's taxonomy places the organism in Eukaryota, Fungi, Glomeromycota, Glomeromycetes, Diversisporales, Gigasporaceae.